This is a messenger RNA of Lithohypha guttulata, 690 nucleotides long. It is a transcript of the gene PRX1, whose product is annotated as peroxiredoxin 1. The transcript has 2 exons. Gene Ontology annotation, cellular component: cytosol; mitochondrion. NCBI's taxonomy places the organism in Eukaryota, Fungi, Ascomycota, Eurotiomycetes, Chaetothyriales, Trichomeriaceae. Gene Ontology annotation, biological process: cellular response to oxidative stress; cell redox homeostasis; cellular oxidant detoxification. Bases 1 to 690 code for a protein of 229 amino acids. Gene Ontology annotation, molecular function: peroxiredoxin activity. The record is from RefSeq and is a predicted model, not a curated record.
AUGACUGACAAGGGACCUGCACCACUGCGCCUGGGCAGCAUUGCCCCAAACUUCAAGGCUGAAACUACUAGAGGCCCUAUCGACUUCCAUGAGUUCAUCGGCGACAACUGGGUCGUCCUUUUCUCCCACCCAGAAGAUUACACUCCUGUCUGCACGACCGAGCUUGGUGCCUUCGCAAAGCUAGAGCCUGAAUUCAAGAAGCGAGGCGUCAAGCUCAUUGGUUUGUCGGCCAACACGAUCGAGAGCCAUGGUGGCUGGAUCAAAGACAUCAACGAGAUCUCCAGUUGCGAUCUGCAGUUUCCAAUCAUUGGUGACAAGCAGAGACAAGUUGCUUUGGCCUACGAUAUGUUAGAUCAACAAGAUGCUACAAAUGUUGACGAGAAGGGCAUUGCCUUCACCAUCCGAUCCGUCUUUAUUAUCGACCCAAAGAAGACCAUCCGAACUAUCCUCUCAUACCCAGCCUCCACAGGCCGAAACUCUGCCGAAGUUCUGCGAAUCGUCGACUCUCUUCAAACUGGCGACAAGCACAAAGUCACUACCCCAAUCAACUGGGUUCCGGGCGAUGAUGUGAUUGUCCACCCAAGCAUCAACAACGACAAGGCAAAGGAGUUGUUCCCUCAGUUCAAGGCCAUCAAGCCCUACCUGCGAGUGACCCCAUUGCCAAAAGAGCAGACAUCUGUUCCAGCAUAA